Molecule: messenger RNA, 5107 nt
Organism: Cottoperca gobio
Lineage: Eukaryota; Metazoa; Chordata; Actinopteri; Perciformes; Bovichtidae
Gene: stk10
Product: serine/threonine kinase 10
Exons: 20
Coding region: 303-3398 (1031 amino acids)
Biological process (GO): protein phosphorylation
Molecular function (GO): ATP binding; protein serine/threonine kinase activity
Source: RefSeq, a predicted model, not a curated record
GGCAGGAGGUUACUCCAUCGCGUUUCCAGCGGCAGGUGGUCACCGCAGCUUGUGAAUGGGAUUAUGAGCGCAGAGCCUUCAGAGCACCUGGUUUUAAUGGACGGCGUAGAAUAACUUGUUUGAAAUUGAUCAACUCUCUUUUUCUUUUUGACGCAGAAAGUACAUUUAGUUAAUUAGCUUUUUGGCAGUUUUUUUUGACGGGUUGCGCGUCUCCGCGUGCGUAAUGCUCUCUGUGUAGAGCCUGUUGAUACUUGUUUUUUGUUGUAGUUGUUUUUAAAGCUGAAUGCUGUUGCAUUGUAAAUAUGGCAUUCGCUAAAUUCAGCAAAAUACUCCGUCUGCCUACUCUUGAGAUCAAAAAGAAAGUCAAGCAGUAUGAGCACGUUCACCGGGACAUCAAUCCAAACGAUUUAUGGGAAAUUAUUGGCGAGCUGGGCGACGGCGCGUUUGGAAAAGUCUACAAGGCCAAGAACAAGGAGACGGGAGCUCUGGCCGCAGCCAAAGUGAUCGAGACAAAAUGUGAGGAGGAGCUGGAGGACUACAUCGUGGAGAUCGACAUCCUGGCUAAAUGUGACCAUCGCUACAUUGUCAAACUUCUUGAUGCUUUUUACCACGACAACAAACUAUGGAUCAUGAUCGAGUUCUGCCCCGGCGGUGCUGUGGAUGCCACAAUGCUAGAGUUGGAUCGUGGGCUGACGGAGCCGCAGAUUAAGGUGGUUUGUCGCCAGAUGCUGGAAGCUCUAGCCUACCUCCACAGCAUGAAGAUCAUCCACAGGGACCUGAAGGCCGGCAACAUCCUCCUCAUGCUGGAUGGGGACAUCAAACUGGCUGAUUUUGGCGUAUCUGCGAAGAACACCAAAACCUUGCAAAGAAGAGAUUCUUUCAUUGGAACGCCAUACUGGAUGGCCCCGGAGGUGGUAAUGUGUGAGACGAUGAAGGACGCGCCGUACGACUACAAGGCUGAUAUCUGGUCUCUGGGAAUCACUCUGAUCGAGCUCGCCCAGAUUGAACCCCCGCACCAUGAGCUGAACCCUAUGAGGGUGCUGUUGAAGAUCGCCAAGGCGGAGCCUCCCACCCUGGAGCAGCCGUACAAAUGGUCACAGGAGUUUAAAGAUUUCCUGAAGAAAUCUUUGGACAAAAACCCCGAGACUCGUCCGACCGUAGCACAACUCACCGAGCACCCUUUUGUGAGAUCGGUGACGUCUAACCGCCCGCUGCGGGAGCUGGUGGCCGAGGCCAAAGCUGAAGUCAUGGAGGAAAUAGAGGACAAUAGGGAGGAAGGCGAGGAGGACGACGCCAUGGAGCUCACUGUGUCUCCAGCAAAGGAACCAUGCCAGACCAGUCAAACCAGUAUGGAAGGAGACCAGUCUCUGGACACCCCGAGCACCACCACACCCUCCCCAACCACACCCCUCCCAACCACACCAAUACCUCUACCCAGGAAAGGGGCUGAGCCAGGUACACCUACAGAGGAGCAGCCAGGCAUCGCCAUGAUGGUCCCCGUUCCCCUACCACGACAGAACCUCCUUCAAAAAGAUCUGGAGGAGUUGGGCGACAAACUGGCCGACGAAGUCAUUCUCGAGUCUGAGAAAUCUGAAAGCGAGGCGUCAACCAAGACCUCCAGCUCCGAUUCUGGCAUUGAGGAUGGAAAAAGUACCCCCACAUCGGAGGAAAAGGUUGUUGUGGAGACCCCAGAGACAGAACAGCCGCCAUCUCUCAUCCAGCCCGAAGCAUCUGAGGAACAUGUUGACAUCAUUAUAGACUCAACGGACCCAGAGGUGCCCAAGAUCCAGGUGACCGAGGCGGAGAGCAACGGUUUGGCUAACGGCGGCUUUCCAACGCCGAGCCCAAGUCCAACAGAUACUCCUACGCCCACUCCCUCUCACUCUCCUGCUCUCACCCCGUUGUCUACACCCCGUUCUGAGCCCAACGCCGAGGCUGUCUCACCUUAUAUCAAUGGAGGGAUUCUCAACAAACGAUACUCUUAUUCAGGCAGCAUGGCAUCAGAGAGCAUGGACAUGUCCAUCCCCAAGGGGACCUCGAUGUCUGCAAGGGACUUUUCGAGUAAGACUCUAAAGCGAACCAGGAAGUUUGUUAUUGACGGCGUGGAGGUGAGCGUGACCACCUCCACGAUCAUCAAGGAUGAUGAGAAGAAAGAUGAGGAAAUGAGAUUCCUGAGGCGUCAGGAGCUACGUGAGCUCCGUUUGCUGCAGAAGGAAGAGCACCGCGCUCAGUCUGGUCUAAACGCCAAACUGGAAAUACAGAGAGACCAAAUGCAGAGACGUUUUGACCAGGAGAUGAAUGCCAAGAAGAAGCACUACGAUGUAGAGCUGGAGAAUCUGGAGAAGCACCAGAAGCAGACUAUUGAGAAGAUGGAGGGAGAUCACCAUGUUAAACUCAAGGAAGAGACCAAACGCAUCAAAGCGGAGCAGGAACGCGACCUCAACAAGUUCCAGGAUCAGCUAAAACACAAGAAAAAGGAGGUUAAACACUCUGUCGAUAAGCUGCCCAGGAGUCAGCGUAAAGAAUCCUUGAAGCAGAGGAUGAAUUCCUUCCAAGAACUUAAGAUAAAAGACGAAGAUAAAUUCUUGGCAGCUCAGAAGAACCACCUGGACACCACGCUGAACAGAAUCAUCACCAGCAACAAACGAGAGAUUGCAGAGAUGGAGAGGGAUUGCCUCAGCAAAAAACAGCGGCUCAUCAGAGACCAUGAAGCUACGAUCUGGGAAAUGGAGGAGAAGAACCUUUACGAGAGACACCAGUUAAUGAAGCAGCAGCUGAAGGACCAGUACUUCCUCCAGAGGCAUCAGCUUCUCAAAAAACACGAGAAGGAGCAGGAACAGAUGCAGUGCUACAAUCAGCGAAUGAUUGAGAUUCUGAAAGGUCGGCAGCAGCAGGAGAAGAACCGGCUGCCUAAGAUCCAGCGCGGCGAGGCCAAGACCCGCAUGGCCAUGUUCAAGAAGAGCCUCCGCAUCAACUCAACGGGCAGCUCCUCAGAGGACAGAGAGAAGAUCAAACAGUUUUCUCAGCAGGAGGAUAGGCGGCAGAAGGCGGAGAGGCUGCAUCAGCAGCAGAAACACGAGAACCAGAUGAGAGAGAUGAUCGGCGAGUGUGACAGCAACAUCCGAGAGCUGCAGCAGCUACAGAAUGAAAAAUGUCACCUGUUGAUUGAGAAUGAGACUCAAAGGCUCAAGUAUUUGGAUGAGCAACAUAACCUGCUGCUGAAGGACUGGAGGGAUCAGCUGAAACCCAGAAAGAAGUUCCUUGAAGAGGAGCUCAACACGAAGAAAAGGGAGCAGGAGGCUUUCUUCAGGAUGGGUCAGAGUUCCGAUUGCCCAAACCCAAGUUCUCCCAAUAAAGUCACCAAGUUUAUGCCUUACCAAGACUCUUCCACCACAUAAAAACAACCGCUGUGACGUUGCACGAUAUCUCCUGGCCACCAACACACCCGUACACACACAGGCGCUUUAAUAGCCUGCUGCCUCAGUUUUAAUUUGCCUUGUCUGUAAUGGCAGCAUACCUAUCCCUCCAUUAGGUUCCUUUAAUGUUUUAGUAAAUAUUUAUGUUUUAACUAAUGUUCCAAGUUGAUUUCCUUUUUUUUUUUUUUAUAGAAAAUGCUCUUCAUGUGCUUCACAUGACUCGAUUACAUAGCAUCUGCUCCCUUACAGUGAUUUAAUUUCUGUUCAAGUCCGCUUCUUAUCGCUCACCAGUGAAACAUGAGGGUACUGUAAUAUGAUUUUGGCCGUGAGCUGAAGAUGCCAAACUUAUUAUCAGUCUUAAUGAGUAAAUAUUGAAAAAAAGCUAUUUGUUUGGGAGGAAUUUAUUUUUGCGUAAUGAAGGAAGACCGUUUGUUUUUUAGGAAAACUGGUGAGCCAGUACGUAAGCACUUUUUGCUAAAUGAUCAGUGCAGUCUUCCAAAUAUCAUGACCAAAGACAAACCCAAAAUCUAUUCAUUUACGGACUUUUUUGUUUUAAUUUCUGUAUGCCUUGCUCAUUGACCUGUAAGUCAGAUGCCUGUCAUAUAGCAGCUAAAGUCUGCUUUUAUUUAUUUUCACAAACACCUUAUCAAGCGUUAUCACUGUAAAUGCUAAUUUAAAUAUUUUCUCUUUUUUAACACCCUUGAUAUGAAGCAUGUGCUUGAUGCUUAUUCUUUUGUGUCUUGUUUGAAAUGGGGGAUGAGGCUCAAUCCUUAUCAGAACUUAAUGUUUCUUUUAAAUGAUUACUUAGAACGAGGUUUUAACAGACGAGGAAAGACCAUUAUUACUUUUGUUUGUUUGUACUGUUGUAUUUUUACUGUAUAUUCAGUCACACUGGAUGGGAAGUGAACUGACCAAGCCAAAGCAAAAAUACUGUUGUUAAAUGGAGGACAUUAAAUGGGGGAUUUAAAUUUUGAAUAACAAAAAAAAAAAUUGUAUUAAGUGUAUAAUUGUUAUACCGUGUGCAGUAAAUGCACUGCCUGCUAACCAAAGUGCAAUAUUACAUGUAUGUCUUUGCUAAGCUUAAAGAGGUUUAUUUUUCUUAAAUUUUGCACUGAGAGGGGGAAUAAUAUGAAGUUUAACUCCAAAAAUAGAUGUAACAACCUUUUGAAAGAAACAGCAUUGCUAAGAUAUUAUUCAAUCUUCAGAAUCAUUAGUAAUUAGGAAGCAAAUCAUUGAAUUUUUCACAUUUUGGAACAUAACUCUUCAUAUCAUUUUUAAGGGAGUGCAACAAUUCAGCCUGCUGUGAAAUGCCUCUCGAUGUUUAAUCUUAAACUAAAGCCUACAGUUUUCAGCUGAGGUAGUUGUUGCCUUGUUUAAUGAGAGAAAGUGUUGUUUGUUUUGUUUUAUUUUAUUUUUUUAAAGCAAUUUGGCCUGCAGAUUUAGAUUGAACCAGGUCAGCCAUCAGGUACAGCUUAAUCUCUCUCCCCCUCUCACACAUUCGCUCAAAAGUAUUUAAAUUUGUUGUAAAAAUUACAUUUUCUGUCAUGUUUAGUGGCUCCAUGUAUGCCUUCCUCUCUGCCUCAGUUUACAUGAUAUUAUUUGUAUGGAGGGGUUGUGGGUGUGAAUGAAACUGUAUCAGAAGGAACCACUGUUGUAAAUAACUCUUAAUAAAAAGGCAGAUUUUCUUAAAA